AUGUCCCCUGUCGCCUACAGCCAAUCAGUGAAAUACUGUACAUUUAUUGGCUUCGAGCUCUGGCUAGGCCAGGACCAAGACUCGCGUGGCCUCAAUCCGACCGUGGGCAUGGGAAGAGAAUCCACCUACUGUGCGGAUAUGGUAGAUGUGAUUCGUUACAGUGGAGUUGUGCGAUACGUGGAUAGAGAGGGGUUUGAAUCCUGUAGGCCGACGUACCUUAUGCCACCAGAUACGAAAUCCCUUGGGUAA
Messenger RNA from Dibothriocephalus latus, 249 nucleotides. Lineage: Eukaryota; Metazoa; Platyhelminthes; Cestoda; Diphyllobothriidea; Diphyllobothriidae. The record is from the annotation of a GenBank genome assembly.